Monoraphidium neglectum is the source of this 362-nucleotide messenger RNA. RefSeq lists its product as hypothetical. The annotation marks the transcript as partial. The record is from RefSeq and is a predicted model, not a curated record. The transcript is spliced from 4 exons. NCBI's taxonomy places the organism in Eukaryota, Viridiplantae, Chlorophyta, Chlorophyceae, Sphaeropleales, Selenastraceae.
GAGCGCAUCCGCAAUGACGUCAUCGAGUGGCUCAAGUACCUCAAGAACAUCGGCUACGACGGCUGGCGCUUUGACUUUGUGCGCGGCUAUGGGGGCCAGUUCGUCAAGACAUACAUCGACGCCACGGUGCCCCAGAUGGCGUUUGGUGAGUACUGGGACGCCUGCGACUACAGCGAUGGCGUGCUCAACUACAACCAGGACGGCCACCGCCAGCGCACCAUCAACUGGUGCGACCAGACCGGGGGCACGGCCGCCGCCUUUGACUUCACAACCAAGGGCAUCCUGCAGGAGGCCCUGGGCCGCAAUGAGCUGUGGCGCCUCGUGGACUCCCAGGGCCGCCCCCCUGGCAUGGUCGGCAUGUG